Messenger RNA from Euleptes europaea (tarantolino), 1815 nucleotides. RefSeq names its product zinc finger protein 883-like. The transcript has 8 exons. Gene Ontology annotation, cellular component: nucleus. NCBI's taxonomy places the organism in Eukaryota, Metazoa, Chordata, Lepidosauria, Squamata, Sphaerodactylidae. Bases 1 to 1815 code for a protein of 604 amino acids. The record is from RefSeq and is a predicted model, not a curated record. Gene Ontology annotation, molecular function: DNA-binding transcription activator activity, RNA polymerase II-specific; RNA polymerase II cis-regulatory region sequence-specific DNA binding. Gene Ontology annotation, biological process: regulation of transcription by RNA polymerase II.
AUGGAGAGCUGGGUCAGAGAAUGUGGACCGGAGACCAGUUCCCAGGCGGUGGCCCUGGCAGAAGGAUUCCUCCAGAUCCAGGCAGAGAACGUGAAGCCGGAAGAGCAGGAGCCGAUGGAAGGAGCAGAGCAGGGUCCGGCAGACCCUUGGCAGAGAUUAUUCUCUUGGGAGAUCAAGCAGGAGAGUGAUGAAGAUGCCACCUUUCUGGGGCCCAGAAGGAUGUUGGAUGAAUAUUCUGGGAAUUCCAUUCAGUAUGAUGGAGCAGACACACCAUCUGUGCAGACAGAUCAGGGGCUGGUGACUUUUGAGGAUGUGUCUGUGGAUUUCUCUGAGAAGGAGUGGGCUCUGCUGGAUCCGAGCCAAAGGGCUCUGCAUGGGGAAGUCAUGGAGGAGAAUUAUAGGAAUCUGGCCUCUCUCGAGAAGGAGAACAGGAACAGUGAAGAACAGCAAAGAGGGGAAAGUGAAGCACAACAGAACUGGAAGAAGGAAUCCACUAGUUCUGAAGGUGCUGACUGCCAUGAAAUCACGAUGCAAGAAGCAAGUCACAAAGGAAAGAAAAGGAUUACAUUCUCUGUGUGUGCAAACUUCUUAGCUGGCACAUCAGAUCUUAGCACACAACAGAGAAUGUCAGAUGUGGAGGAAUUGUUACAACAGUCAAAGGGUACAAAGAAUGUCCACCUGAGCAAAAAUGAUAUUUUACACAAAAGAUGGCAUAUAGAGGAGAAGCCGCACAAGUGCUCAGAGUGUGGAAAGAGAUUCAGGCAGAAUGUCCACCUUAUUGCACAUAAAAGAGGACACAGUGGUGAAAAACCAUAUGAGUGCUUGGAGUGUGGAAAGUGCUUUAGUCAGAGAGCAAUUCUUACUUCCCAUCAAAGAAUCCACACAGGGGAGAAACCAUAUAACUGCUCUGAAUGUGGAAAGAACUUCAGGGAGAGUGGAAAACUUAUUUGCCAUCAAAGAAUCCACUCAGGAGAGAAACCAUAUCAGUGCUCAGAGUGUGGAAAGAGCUUCUCUCAGAGUGGAAAUCUUGCCUCUCAUCAAAAAAUCCACACAAGGGAGAAACUGUACAAAUGCCCUGAGUGUGGGAAAAACUUCAGUCACAGCUCGGGUCUUACUUACCAUCAGAGAAUCCACACAGGAGAGAAACCAUAUAAAUGCUCUGAGUGUGGAAAUAGUUUUAGUCGGAGCACAAGCCUUACUUAUCAUCAAAGAAUUCACACAGGGGAAAAACCAUAUAAAUGCUCUGAAUGUGGAAAGAGCUUCCGUCGCAGUUCAGGUCUUUCUUCCCAUCAAAGAAUCCAUACUGGAGAGAAACCCUAUCAAUGCUCUGAGUGUGGAAAAAGCUUCAGUCUUAACUCCGGACUUACUUCCCAUCUAAAAAUCCACACAGGAGAGAAACCAUAUAAAUGCACACAGUGUGAGAAGAGGUUCAGUCACAGCUCUGGACUUAUUUCCCAUCAAAGAAUCCACACAGGGAAGAAUCCAUACAUCUGCUCUGAGUGUGGGAAGAACUUUAGUAAGAGCACAGUGCUCAAUAUACAUCAAAGAAUUCACACUGGAGAGAAACCAUAUCAAUGCUCAGAGUGUGGAAAAAGCUUUACACAGAGUGGAAAUCUUGCCUCUCAUCAAAAAAUCCACACAAAGGGUGUGGUGACCUUUGAGGUGUCUGUUCAUUUCACUGAGAAGGAGUGGGCUCUACUGGAUCUGGCCCAAAAAAGGCUUCACAAGGAAAUCAUGGAAGACAAUUAUCAGAACGUGGCCUCUCUGGGCCACUAUCUGUAUCAGCAGAUGGAUCUUUCUAGAUCCAAGCAGUAG